This is a messenger RNA of Gracilinanus agilis (Agile Gracile Mouse Opossum), 1779 nucleotides long. RefSeq names its product galactose-3-O-sulfotransferase 4 (gene GAL3ST4). The record is from RefSeq and is a predicted model, not a curated record. Gene Ontology annotation, cellular component: membrane. Bases 1 to 1512 code for a protein of 503 amino acids. Lineage: Eukaryota; Metazoa; Chordata; Mammalia; Didelphimorphia; Didelphidae. Gene Ontology annotation, biological process: glycolipid biosynthetic process. The transcript is spliced from 4 exons. Gene Ontology annotation, molecular function: galactosylceramide sulfotransferase activity.
AUGUUGCAGAAGUAUUUCUGCUUCAGGAUAAUGCGUCUCUGGCUGUGGGGGUCCAAGGGCCUCUGGGCUGCUUUGGUAGUCUUCGUGACCAUUGGAUUAGCUUUCCAGAUUUGGCGAGGGCCCUUCCAGAAGAGGCCUCCUGGGCUAUAUUUUCCCCAACUGUGGACUUCUACCUCUGACUCCCCUGGCUCUUCUUUGGUCCCAUCCUGUCACCCCCAGCAGCAGCUUGUUUUCCUGAAGACACAUAAAUCUGGGAGCAGUUCUGUACUAAGCCUUCUCCACCAGUAUGGGGACCGGCAUAGCCUACGCUUUGCCCUGCCUGUUCGAUACCAAUUUGGAUACCCAAAGUCCUUCCAGGCUACUACAGUCAAAGGUUACCUCCCCCAUGGUGGGGGACCCCAGCCUGCCUUCCACAUCCUCUGUCACCACAUGAGGUUCAACCUCCCAGAGGUACUCCGGGUCAUGCCCUCUGACAGUUUCUUCUUCUCCAUUGUCCGAGACCCUGCGGCAGUGGCAAUUUCUGCCUUCUCCUACUACAAAUCUGUAUCAUCUGCCUUCCGUGCAGCACCAUCUCUGGCUGCCUUCCUGGCUUCACCACGAGCAUUCUACCGGCAAGGGGGACGUGGGGACCACUAUGCCCGGAACUUGCUCUGGUUUGAUUUUGGCCUUCCUUUACCCCGAGAAAUGAGAGCAUUGAAGAGGCAUCCCAAACCCCUCAAAAGAACCCAGUCCUCAGGUGUACAAAUAUGGCCAUCUAGCUCUGUAUCCAGGCCCUCAAAGCCUGACCCCAACUCCCUUCUCAAACCUCCUUCCCAUCCCAAAUCCCAUGUUCAAUCAGCUGACCAUUCCAUGUCCCUCAGUCCUUCUGCAACAGAUUCAGUAUCUUCAUCCUUCAUCCAAUGGGCUCUGGCCUGGCUAGACUCAACUUUUGACCUGGUCUUGGUGGCAGAAUACUUUGAUGAGUCAUUGGUCCUUCUGGCAGAUGCCCUGUGCUGGGGCCUGGAUGAUGUGGUAGGCUUUGUACACAAUGCUCAGGCAACUGGUAUGAAGAGUGUGAAAGGUCAUAAGGAGGUCAAAGAUCAAGGUGAAAUCAAGGAUAAGCAAAUGAUUGCAAGGGCUAGAGCUUGGAACAACUUAGACUGGGCUCUCUAUGUUCACUUCAAUCACAGCCUGUGGGACCGUGCAGACCGUUAUGGGAGGGUGAGGCUUGCUUCAGCAGUAGCCAAACUUAGGGCUCGUAGGUCAGCUUUGGCAUCCCGAUGCCUUUUGGGGGGAGGAGCUGUGGACCCUAGUCAAAUAGCUGACCUCCAGCUCCGUCCUUUCCAGUUUGGGGCACGGGGGGUUCUGGGCUAUGUACUAAGAAAGGGGCUAACCCGCCAAGACCAAGAAGAGUGUGAGCGCCUUGCUACCCCAGAGCUGCAGUAUAAAGACAAGCUGGAUGCCAAACAGUUCCCCAAAGCUGUUCAGUCACUCUCUCCUAAUGCCACAAACCCAGGCCCUAAAGGCAGCUGAAACUAAAAGGAGAUACACAGAUGAAAUAAUGGUUGGAGUAGCCAAAACGGAAAAAGAAUAGGAAAAUCUGCUGCUGUAGAUCAUACAGCUCCCUGGGAGCAGGGCAGCACACUGCCUCCAAGGCCUCCAACUCUUCACCAUUCCCCUUAGGGUUCCAGAUGUCUACCCCUACCCCUUAUCACCUCCUAUCCUUUUUACUUCCUUUUCUAGUCCCAUGGCAGGCUCCAUGUAGCAACCCUCAACUCCCUGGAAGGACCAAAAGGUUAA